AUGGAUGGAGUGCAGUCGUGCUGCAGUGGCACACUCACUGACUGUGUUGAGCUGAUGUGUGCGGAUAAGACUCUUCUUCAGAAUAAUUCUGUUUCUCUCUUAAGGUAUCCAAGUCCACCCAUGGGUUCUGUCUCAGCACCCAACUUGUCUGCAGCAGAAGAAAAUGUGGAGUAUGUACGGACUCUCUAUGACUUUCCUGGGAAUGAUGCUGAAGACCUACCCUUUAAGAAGGGUGAGAUUCUAGUGAUAAUAGAAAAGCCUGAAGAACAGUGGUGGAGUGCUCGGAACAAGGAUGGCCGGGUUGGAAUGAUUCCUGUCCCUUACGUUGAAAAGCUUGUGAGGUCCUCACCACAUGGAAAGCAUGGAAAUAGGAAUUCUAACAGUUAUGGCAUCCCAGAACCUGCUCACGCGUACGCUCAACCUCAGACCACAACUCCUCUACCUACAGUUGCCAGUACUCCUGGGGCAGCCAUCAACCCUUUGCCAUCCACACAGAAUGGACCUGUCUUUGCAAAAGCAAUCCAGAAGAGAGUACCGUGUGCUUAUGACAAGACCGCCUUGGCACUGGAGGUAAACCUUAUCAAGACUGGCCUUUGCAGAGCAUGGGUUUCAUUUUUAAUUUGAAGUUAGCUAUCCAUUUAAAGUGACUUGUGUUCUUGGGAAUUAGACGGGGGUUCAGAGGAUGCACUAUUAAUGUCUUGUCCUUGCCUAGUCGUCAUUUCAGUCCAGGUACCCAGCCUGCUUGUUCUCCUUUCUGCUCCCAAAGCCUCAUAGGUAGUUGGUUUUCUUUCCAGCAGGGAAAAUGAUAAUUAGAAAGACCCAUUACCUAUGAGCAAAAUUAGCAUUCAGAGGUACAGUAAUACUUGUAUAAAUCCAUAUCUCCAACAUUGUAAUUAAGGAGCAAUACAAAUAAAAUGUCUUAAAAUUUAGCUAGGUAGAGAAAUGAGUUUAAAAUAUAUUGGCCCUUGCUUGUUACAGAUUCUGUAGAUGUAUGAAAUAGAACUUGAACUGUCACUGUCAUUUUGGUUUUUGGGGACAGGAUUUCUCUGUGUAGUCCUGGUGGUCCUGGAACUUGUUCUG
Peromyscus leucopus (white-footed mouse) is the source of this 1080-nucleotide messenger RNA. RefSeq names its product crk-like protein. Gene Ontology annotation, molecular function: protein binding. The transcript is spliced from 2 exons. Lineage: Eukaryota; Metazoa; Chordata; Mammalia; Rodentia; Cricetidae. The record is from RefSeq and is a predicted model, not a curated record. Bases 1 to 624 code for a protein of 207 amino acids. Gene Ontology annotation, biological process: positive regulation of ERK1 and ERK2 cascade.